This is a messenger RNA of Anoplophora glabripennis (Asian longhorned beetle), 2396 nucleotides long. RefSeq names its product phosphoacetylglucosamine mutase (gene nst). Gene Ontology annotation, molecular function: phosphoacetylglucosamine mutase activity; magnesium ion binding. NCBI's taxonomy places the organism in Eukaryota, Metazoa, Arthropoda, Insecta, Coleoptera, Cerambycidae. The record is from RefSeq and is a predicted model, not a curated record. Gene Ontology annotation, biological process: UDP-N-acetylglucosamine biosynthetic process; carbohydrate metabolic process. Bases 48 to 1703 code for a protein of 551 amino acids. The transcript has 8 exons.
GCAAAAUAGAAAGUCCACAAAACAACUUUCAAGUGGUUUUCAUCAACAUGGCAAAUAACAGCUACAGAACAGUUUAUGCAUUUGCAAGAGAAAUGUACCCCAAAACCGUGAAAACCGAUAUACAAUAUGGUACGGCUGGAUUUAGAACCAGAGCCGUUGAUCUUGAAUAUGUGAUGUACCGUAUGGGACUCCUGGCUGUGCUUAGAGCAAGAUACAAGAAAGCUGUCAUUGGAGUUAUGAUCACUGCCUCACAUAAUCCUGAGCCAGAUAAUGGUGUAAAAUUAGUCGAUCCUCAUGGAGAAAUGUUAGAGCAAUCAUGGGAGGCUUGGGCCACAAAAUUUGCCAAUGUUGCUGACAACAAACUUGAAGACACAAUAAAUGAAUUAAUCAAAGAAUAUAAUAUUACAAAUAUGAAUGACAGGGUAGAAAUACUUGUAGGAAAAGAUACAAGACCUAGUAGUCCACAUCUAGCUAAAUCUGUAGUUGAUGGAGUACUAGCUCUAUCUGGGAAGCCUAUAGAUUUUGGAAUAGUUACCACUCCACAAUUGCAUUACUUUGUAAAGUGUAGAAACACACGUGGAGCAUAUGGUCUACCUACUGAAGAUGGUUACUACAAAAAAUUAACAACUGCUUUUAAAAACAUCAGAGGUAGUAACUUUACGAAUGGUAAUUAUACAAAUAGGGUAAUAUAUGAUGGUGCGAAUGGAGUUGGUGCUAAAAAAGUAAAAUUUCUCAAAGAAGCCUUACAAGGUAGCUUAAUUAUCGAUAUGUAUAAUGAUGAAAUUAUUGGUUCGGGAAAAUUAAAUUAUUUGUGUGGUGCUGAUUUUGUCAAAUCGCAACAAAAAUUCCCCACUGGCCUUCCUGUUGAAUCCAACGCUAGAUGUUGUUCAGUUGAUGGUGAUGCAGACCGAAUUGUGUAUUAUUAUUUAGAUGAGAACAAUAAAUUUCAUCUUAUGGAUGGAGAUAGGAUAGCAACUUUAGUUGCGGGAUAUCUCCAAGAAAUUGUCCAACAAACAGGAAUUGAUCUCAAUAUGGGAUUAGUACAAACUGCCUAUGCCAAUGGGGCAUCUACUGAAUAUAUCACUGAAAAAUUAAAAGUGCCUGUUGCUUGUGUACCUACUGGAGUGAAACAUUUACAUCAUAAAGCUCUCACAUUCGACAUAGGAGUUUACUUUGAGGCAAAUGGCCAUGGAACAGUAAUUUUUAGCCAAGAAACCAAGAAUAAGUUGAAAGAAGCAGCGAAAAAUAAUAGCUACUCAGAAGAACAAAGAAAAGCCAUCGAGAAGCUCCAAAUCUUAAUAGACGUGAUUAAUGAAACUGUCGGUGAUGCGAUUUCCGAUAUGUUAUUAGUGGAAACUAUACUUCACGCUAAGGGUUGGAAUGUAACUGAUUGGGAGGCGUGUUACACAGAUUUGCCAAACCGUCUUAUGAAAGUAACUGUCAAGGAUCGUCGUGUAAUUAAAACAAAGGAUGCAGAAAGGAUAUGCGUGACUCCAGAAGGUUUACAAAAAGAAAUUAACACUUUAGUUUCCAAGUACAGUAAAGGUCGAGCUUUUGUUAGACCGUCGGGGACGGAGGAUAUUGUUAGGAUUUAUGCUGAAGCUAGUACAAGAAAGGAAACAGACAAACUAGCAGCAGAGGUAGCUUUGAAAGUUUUCGAGCUCGCAGGGGGUACUGGAAAUGCUCCCGAGAUUCCUCAGUAGGACGGGUUCGUUUUCUUUUCCUGACGGAUUUUUAAAUUAAUUUUUUUUACGUUAUAAGAAAAUUAUUUGCCAUAUCAACAAUGAUUUAUUUUUUAUUGAAAAAGGAGGGAAAAUAUUUAGUUAUAUAUUUAAAUCAUCCAUCUUUUUGUUUUGACUUGAUUUGGAUAAUUUUCUUUGUCAAGUUUAGUUUGUAAACAUGAAUAAUAUUAACAGUAGAAGCUUUUCGCUUUGCUACUUUUUUCCAUCUCUAGAAAUAAAAGUUUUACUAUAAAUCACUUUAUAAAGAAAUUCUGAAAAUAUAUUAGAAAUUGUUAUUUCGUUUAAACAGCUUCUUAUUGAUUGAUUAUUUCGGCCACUUUUUAAGAAAUAAUAAAAUAAGUAACUUUUUUAUUUUGAGUAGUGGAAUGUAAGAACACAUUUUAUCUAGUCAAGAAUGACUGUAGCAUUACCAAGUCUAGUCUUAAAUGUUUUGCAUUUGGUUUUUGAAAUAUUUUCCCUCUUUACACUUUUUUUUUCCAACCGAAAUUAAACGACUGCAAAUUUUGCAUCUUAAUAAUCAAUAUUGAGUAAACAGCCAUAAGCAAAUCCAAGUGCUCAAAUUAACAGAAGGUCCUCUAUAGGGAGAUUUUAUUUUAAGUAAAAAUAGUUUUUUAUUUUUUUGUUCUAUUUUAAUUAAUGAGUAUUUUAUACAUA